Molecule: messenger RNA, 1221 nt
Organism: Punctularia strigosozonata HHB-11173 SS5
Lineage: Eukaryota; Fungi; Basidiomycota; Agaricomycetes; Corticiales; Punctulariaceae
Product: delta-12 fatty acid desaturase protein
Exons: 10
Biological process (GO): lipid metabolic process
Molecular function (GO): oxidoreductase activity
Source: RefSeq, a predicted model, not a curated record
GCUAUGUUUCAGGACUCCCCUGAAUAUCAAAAGCGUACAAAGAGCGACUUCAAGCCAUCAAAUGUAACGAUCCAGCAGGUCCGCUCUGUCAUGCCUAAGGAGCUUCAUCAAGUGUCCACUGCAAAAGGACUGUAUUACACUGCCCAAACCAUCGCGUUCCCAGUUUUAUUCUACAUUUCUUUCCGUUACGUGAAUGAUUGGCCGCUAUCUUACACGAGCCAGCAACCUAAUCAUCUCAUACCAUCGAUCAUACAUUUCGUAUCUUUAUUGGUCUACUGGUGGUGGCAAGGAAUCGCCUUGACUGGUGUCUUCUGCUUAGGACAUGAGGCCGGGCAUGGUAACAUCUCGUCCCACUCAAGGAUUAAUCACAUGGUGGGAUACUUCUUGCACACUUGUCUACUACUCCCGUACUACUCGUGGCGCUCAACACACCAAGCACAUCACAAAGCCACUGGGUCGAUAAAAAAAGACGAGAACUUUGUUCCUCGAACACGAGCAGAGCUAGGCCUUCCUCCGUGGUCGGAAAUAACGGCAGCGGAUUACAAGGAGAUACUCGAGGAAACACCUAUCUACGUUUUGAUCAACCUGCUCGUGACACAGCUCCUUGGAUUGCAGCUGUACAUGUCCAUCAAUGCCGGAGGGUCUCUCAGAUAUCCACGAGGAACCAACCAUUACCUCCCGUCUUCCCCGCUGUUCAAACCUUCAGAGAGAAGGCUGAUCAUUAUCUCCGAUGUCGGAAUCGCGACCAUGUGCGUUGUACUACUGACGUAUGCGAAAUGCUGUGGCUGGUCCGCAUUUCUAGUCGAUUAUGUCGUACCGUACCUGCUCAGUAACCAUUGGAUUGUCAUGCUUACGUUUUUGCAACAUUCCGAUCCCACAAUCCCUUACUAUCGUGGAGGAAAAUGGUCUUUCAUGCGAGGGGCACUGGCGACCGUUGAUCGACUGACACUGGGUUGGAUAGACAGGUUCUUCUUUCAUAAUGCCUCGCACAAUCAUACCGCACAUCAUCUAUUCUCGCACAUCCCUUUCUAUAAUCAGCCCCAAGUAACCAAAAAAUUGAAGGAAGUACUCAAGGAUGAAUACAACUACGAUUCAACGAAUUGCUUCCGCGUGCUUUAUCGAUCAUUCACGCAAUGCUAUUUCGUAGAGGACGAGGGGAAUGUUGUGUUCUACAAGAACUCGCGGGGAGAAGCGGCGCGACAAUUGGCUCCAGAGGAUUAG